This is a messenger RNA of Parathielavia appendiculata, 990 nucleotides long. RefSeq lists its product as uncharacterized. Gene Ontology annotation, biological process: mRNA splicing, via spliceosome. The transcript has a single exon. Gene Ontology annotation, cellular component: spliceosomal complex; U4/U6 x U5 tri-snRNP complex. The coding region runs from base 101 to 811 and encodes 236 amino acids. The record is from RefSeq and is a predicted model, not a curated record. NCBI's taxonomy places the organism in Eukaryota, Fungi, Ascomycota, Sordariomycetes, Sordariales, Chaetomiaceae. Gene Ontology annotation, molecular function: nucleic acid binding; zinc ion binding.
CCGGCGCAGACAACAGCAAUCGAAUCCAGAAGCUUCACAUCACAACACGUCCAUCGCAGCAGCAGCAGACGAGCGUAAUACGUGUAAUCGACUGCCCAACAUGUCCAAGAACGGCUCGGCCUACGGACAAGCGGCCGGAGACACCGACUUCCGCAAGAAGUACGACCUCGACGAGUAUGCGGCGAAGGCCAAGGAGCGCGAAGCCGCCGAGAAGGAGGAGCGCAAGGCGCGGUGGGAGGCCAAAAUGGCUGGCAAGAAAUACCACAAGCCGAUGGACGGCAGCGAGACGUUCACGACGGCGCGCAGCGCGACCCAGGACUUCAGCAAGCUUGUGGGGACGUCGACGCUGGUCCCCGCCGGCGCGGGCGUGGGCAAGCGCGGGCGCGGCGCCGGCUUCUACUGCGAGGCGUGCGACCUCACGUUCAAGGAUAACCUUCAAUGGGUGGAGCAUACCAACAGCAUGCAGCACCAGCGAGCCAUUGGCGCGACGGGUGAGGUGCGCAGGGCCACGGCCGAGGAGGUGCACGCGCGCAUCGACGCGCUGUGGGACAGGGAGCAGGAGCGCAAGCGGGAGCAGGUUGUGUCGCUGCAGGAGAGAUUGGAGGUGCGCAAGGAGGAGGAGGAGAGGGAGAGGGAAGAGAAGAGGCGGAAGCGGAAGGAGCUGGAGGAGCGCAGGCGGUUGGAGAAGGAGGCCGCGGCGAAGAUCAAGACUGAGUACGGCGAGGAUGUCCGGAUCGAGGGCGAACACGACGAAGACGACAUGAUGGCCGCGAUGGGGUUCACUGGGUUUGGGACCACAGCCAAAAAGUGACGGCUUCUGGGCCCGUCUGGUGCGGCUUGGUUUUCAUCGUACUGAUGGUCAUUGUCUGUAAAGGUACAAAAGAUACCAGCGACAGGUCGGCGUUUGGAGUUCAGGUCGGCGCUAGCUGCAUGUAUGAGCGGUUGAAUAGGUAGAUCCGGUGUGAAGCAAUCCGAUGCAUAAUUAUGAAC